Astyanax mexicanus (Mexican tetra) is the source of this 1650-nucleotide messenger RNA. RefSeq names its product claudin-4-like. Gene Ontology annotation, biological process: bicellular tight junction assembly; cell adhesion. Gene Ontology annotation, cellular component: plasma membrane; bicellular tight junction. Lineage: Eukaryota; Metazoa; Chordata; Actinopteri; Characiformes; Acestrorhamphidae. Gene Ontology annotation, molecular function: structural molecule activity. Bases 43 to 1185 code for a protein of 380 amino acids. The transcript is spliced from 2 exons. The record is from RefSeq and is a predicted model, not a curated record.
UCUGCAGAGCUCCACAACGCUAAAGACGAGGGCGCAGGGACGAUGGCUUCAGCUGGCCUGGAGAUCCUGGGCAUGAUUCUGUCUGUGGCCGGCUGGCUGGGCGUGAUGGUGGCCUGCUGCUUGCCCAUGUGGCGCGUGGCGGCGUACGUAGGCCAGAACAUUGUGAUCACCCAGGUGGUGUGGGAGGGCCUGUGGAUGAGCUGCGUGGUCCAAAGCACGGGACAGAUGCACUGCCAAAUCUACGACUCCAUGCUCGGGCUACCUGAGGACCUCCAGGCCGCCCGUGCCCUCACCGUGGUCUCAACGUUCGUCGGGGUGGUGGGCAUUUCCCUUGCAGUGGCAGGUGCGAAGUGCACCAACUGCACUUCGGAUGUGUCCAACAAGCCACGCAUCAUGAUGGGGGCCGGAGGGGCGUUCAUUGGGGCCGGCCUGCUUCUGCUGGUGGCCGUGUGCUGGACUGCCAACACCAUUAUCCUGGAAUUCCAUGACCCGAUGCUGCAGGAGACCCAAAAGAGGGAAAGUUCCAGAAUGGUGGCUCAGGGUUUAGAGAUAUUGGGUGUCACUUUGGCGACUCUAGGGUGGAUCGUCGCCCUCAUAUCUUGCAUCUUGCCCAUGUGGAGGGUCACAGCCUUCAUUGGAUCCAACAUCGUGACGGCACAGAUCAUCUGGGAGGGAAUCUGGAUGAGUUGCGUGGUCCAGAGCACCGGACAGAUGCAGUGCAAAAUCUACGACUCCAUGCUGGCUCUUAGUUCGGACCUCCAGGCUGCCCGGGCUCUGUGUGUGAUCUCCAUUGUGUUGGGGGUUCUAGGAGUUUUGGUGUCCGUUGUUGGGGCUAAGUGCACCAACUGCAUUGAGGAGGAAGUGACCAAGGCCAAGGUGAUGAUCGCCGCUGGAGCCACAUUCAUUUGUGCUGCUGUCAUGCAGAUCAUCCCAGUGUCCUGGACUGCCAACGCAAUCAUAAUGAACUUCUACAACCCGGGGGUGACCGAGCCACAGAAACGUGAGAUCGGCGGCUCCCUCUACUUGGGAUGGGCUGCUGCUGCCCUGCUGUUGAUAGGGGGGUCCAUUCUGUGCUGCAGUUGCCCCCCAAAAGAAGAGAAAAGGUACGCACCACCAAGCAGGAUGGUCUACUCAACCACAAGGUCUGUACCCCCCAGCGGCUAUGACAGAAGGGACUAUGUCUAAACCAGAGCUUAGGCUCUCUGGUAAGAGUUUUACUACACUGUACCCGCAUCUGAUCACCCUGAUCCAGAGGAGAAUUACGUUUUUUAACUUUUUGACUUGAGUUGCUUCAAUGUUACGAGACAAUGUUGUGAGCGAAUUUGUUUUGGUCACUGUCAUUGUCCAAAGGUCAUUGGGAAAAGCUGUUUUGUAUAUUUUUCCUGUGGUUGCACAUUAACUGUACAGCAAGAUAACCAUCACAACUGUAAAUAUAUGCUUGUGUUGCAGUUCUUCUCCACUAUUGGGAAAUGGAAUAUGGUUGUUUGUGUGUUAUAUGUUUUUCCCCCCUCGCAAUUUAGGAAUCAACUUAUUUUUGUAAAAAAAAAAAAAGCCAUGGCCAAAUAUAUAUGUGUGUUUUCAGAAUAAUAUACAUUUACCUGUUAAGUAUGGUGUAUUUCACUGUAUAAUAAACAUAACUGUUUCAUAAAA